Molecule: messenger RNA, 1383 nt
Organism: Chondrus crispus (carragheen)
Lineage: Eukaryota; Rhodophyta; Florideophyceae; Gigartinales; Gigartinaceae
Product: Diphthamide biosynthesis protein 1
Exons: 2
Coding region: 1-1281 (426 amino acids)
Biological process (GO): protein histidyl modification to diphthamide
Molecular function (GO): 2-(3-amino-3-carboxypropyl)histidine synthase activity
Source: RefSeq, a predicted model, not a curated record
AUGCCGUCAGCCAGCCCUGCCGCGCCGGUGCGCGAGGGGCGUCUGAUCGGGAGCGGGCUCCGCCCCGCCCCAUCCGCCCCAUCCGCGCCGCGCGCCGCCGCGCCACCCCGUCGCGCGCGCCGCCCGAACGCCAUCCCGCCCUCCCUUCUCAACGACCCGGAGCUGCUUUCCGACAUUGCCACGCUUCCCUCCAACUACAACUUCGAGCUCCCCAAGACGGUGCACCGUCUCCGCCAAGCGCGCGCGCAGCGCGUGGCCCUGCAGAUGCCGGAGGGGCUGCUGCACUUCGCCACCACCAUCUCGGACAUCCUGUGCCGCCACGCGGGCGUCGUCGACUCGAUUGUGCUCGCCGAUGUCACGUACGGCGCGUGCUGCGUGGACGACCUGUCCGCAAAAGCGUUGGGCUGCGACUUUUUGGUGCACUAUGGGCACUCAUGCCUCGUGCCCGUCACGCAGUGCGUGCUGCCCAUGCUGUAUGUUUUUGUGCACAUCGCGUUCGAGCCGGCGCACUUACUCGCGUGCGUGCGGGAGAACUUUGCUGUGGAGGAGAGCGUCGCGCUGCUGGGUACGAUCCAGUUUGUCGACACGCUGCACGCCGUGCGGGAGACUCUGGCGGCCGAAUAUCCGCGUCUGCUCGUGCCGCAGAAGCGACCGCUGUCGCCCGGCGAACUGCUAGGCUGCACGGCGCCGACGCUGCCGGCCGAUGUGGACGCGCUGCUGUACGUGGGGGACGGGCGGUUCCACCUGGAGAGCGUGAUGAUCGCCAACCCGCGCGUCAGGGCGUUCCGGUACGACCCGUACGAGAAGAAGCUGACGGAGGAGCGGUAUGCGCACGCGGAGAUGCGCGCGAUGCGGCAUGCAGCCGUGGAAGCGGCAAAGGGGGCGCAAAACUUCGCAAUCGUGCUGGGGACGCUCGGGAGGCAGGGCAGCCCGAAGAUCCUGGAGCGGCUCAGGGCCGCAGCAAGGGAGGCGGGGAAGACGGCAGUUGUCGUGCUGCUGUCCGAGAUUACGCCCGCAAAGGUCAAGAGGUUUGAAGAGGGCGGCGUGCACGCGUGGGUGCAGAUUGCCUGCCCGAGGUUGAGCAUUGACUGGGGGGAGGGGUAUGGGAAGAAGCCUUUCCAGCACACUGGCGGCCGCUCGAGCAUGCUGGGAAAGACCGAGUGGAGGGAGCAGUAUCCGAUGGACUUUUAUGCCAAGGAUGGGGGUGAGUGGACCAAUUAUUACAAGGAACCGUCAAAGAACAAAGUUGUGAAUAAGCCAAUUGCGAAGGCAACAGCGUGAGAGGGCAUAUUUAGGAAUUAACGCUUCUGCAUGAGGUCCUCGCGUCCUAGCGCAUUACUGGUGUAAAAAGACAAGAAGGGAGGUAGUAGGGCCUUUACAAAA